CCAAAACUGCAACCUCACGUUCUCUCUCUCUGUUCACCAGCAUACACUGUUUAUAAUUUCUUUGUUGCGGAUUCUGCGACAGACUGCCAUAUCACCGCGUCCUCUCCGACCAGAAUAUGCCCCUGUCGCGUUGGCAAUUCCUCCUGCAAACCUCCUCCUGAUGUCCGCCCGUGUCUCACUGCCUCGAACACUCGAUCCGCCGCCGCCUGCCAAACGAGCUCGAUUGCAGGAGUCAUCCUCCUCACGGCGUCGCAAGAGCUCUCCGGAUCUACUCGACGCCACUAACUCGUCUCACCCUCGACCAACACACAUUAUUGCCUCCCCUUCGCCUGCUGCUUCGUCGGCUACUUCCCCGCACGCCAAACUUGCGUCUGGAGCGCAAUCCCGGCGGACGUCGACGCGCCGUCCGCUGGCUUCCUCGAACACGACCACGUCUCACUUUCCUCCCACUACUCCGCGACACUCCGACCGUCGUCGCAUUCUGCGCCAUGAGACCCCAGUCGCUCCUCUUCCUCCUUUCUACCUUGACCAGGGUCGUGAAUCGCCUGAUCCACUAGACACCAUCUCCCCUUCCGUUUCCCGACGAAUUUCCCCCGCCGGUCGCACUUCCGCUCCCUCUUCCUCCGCCGCCGCCGCCGCCUCCUCCACCGCUACCGCUUCAUCAGCCCGUCGCCCGCGCCGGCCAGCUCCGCCCCCGGCGCCAGAUACAACACCCAUUCCUCAGAAAGAAUCACCGGCUGCUGUGGCGCAAAGACCAAGUCGUACCACGCGUGGUGUGGUCGCUGCGGAGCCAGUUGCCGAUUCUCCCCCCAAUGCGCGGGAGUCGCGACGCUCCCUCCGCUCCAACGACACUGGCGCUCGCGCCCGCAGCGAAUUAGCUGCCUACUUCCCCAACUACGAAGAGAUUCUCAGCCUGGAGCCUCCGAAAGCCGAAUUCCUAACUGGUAGCACCACCAUCAAACUCAUCGAUGACCUUCCUGUUCCUCUCGUCACCCGAAUAAAAUCCAACCUAGAGCUAGACCUGGAACGUCCCUUCGAAAACCCACUCACCAAUCUCCACAACUGCGAAGUUAUCUCCCUUCCCGAACCUCCCUCGUCUCCGCCUCCCCCCUCAGAUCUUCCCGUCGACCCCAUCCCGGAAGAUCCGCUCGACGAGAGCAUUUUCUUCCGCGCUCACCGUCGCAACGAGCGACAGGAGAAGCAGCUCCGGAAUAUCGAGCGCGAUCGAGCCCAGCAUGAGAAGCAACACUUCGACCGUCUCCUCGAUGAGCUACAGGGCCCAGAAUGGCUCCGAGUCAUGGGCAUCAGUAGCCACACCGAGCAAGAUAAGAAGCUCUACGAGCCCAAACGCGACUACUUCAUACGGGAGAUUUCCGCCGUCCUCCAGAAAUUCAAGAUCUGGAAGGAAGAGGAAAAGCGCCGCAAGUCAGAUAAGGACAAACCAGCCGACCUAAUCACUCCCGAUGCGAAAGGAUCAACGACCACCACCACCACCACCACCGCAGGCGGCGACGGAACGACGGCAGAAGCGCAGGCCGGGGACGCCGGACCCGCCGCCCCGGCAGAUGGAGGAGGGGACGCACAAAGCCAUGCAGGGGACCCGCCGGAUCCCAACGACGUCGACGCCUGGGCUGCCCGCCAACUACUCCAAGAGGCUCGGUCCGCGACCACGACGACGACGACAGGACCGGGCGUCAAGAGACCCAAAUCGACCCUCUCCGCGCCCAAGCGAACCACUAUCACCGCAUACUUCAAGUCGAAGUCCUCUUCCUCCUCCUCCCCUUCCUCCAAUACCCCUGCCACGGCGGCUCCUCCUCUGCCCCCGCCCCUCGAUCCCGCAAAGCCAUUCACCUCUUUCUUCGCCGACCCGCAUACCCGCAAAGCAGCUCUGUCUGCCUACCGAACGGACGCCCGGACACCGUUCGCCUUCGGCCACCGCAUCCCCGCCCUGCAGGAGCGGGACUUCGAGCUUCCGCCGGAUAUCUUAACGCCAGAAGCCAUCGACUCCUGUCGACGGAAGAAGCGGCGCAUGAAACGCGCGAGU
Messenger RNA from Aspergillus homomorphus CBS 101889, 2044 nucleotides. RefSeq names its product acetyltransferase SAS4-like domain-containing protein. The transcript is spliced from 2 exons. Gene Ontology annotation, molecular function: histone acetyltransferase activity. The record is from RefSeq and is a predicted model, not a curated record. Lineage: Eukaryota; Fungi; Ascomycota; Eurotiomycetes; Eurotiales; Aspergillaceae. The annotation marks the transcript as partial. Gene Ontology annotation, cellular component: SAS acetyltransferase complex.